AUCAGAAGGGAUUAAGUGAAACCGCCAGUUGCUCAAAUGCUCAGUGUAAGUAAAACCCACAUUACAUUUGAGUUUUUAAAUUUAUUGUUUUUUUACAGCAUUCGUUCCACACGAAACAAAGGCAAACGAUGCAAAGUCGGUAUGGUAUCAUUAUUUGGUUACUAGAGACAAAAGUGAGGUAGCCAAAUGCAAAAAGUGCAACAAAAUCUUACAAACGAAACUAAGGGCUUACACACGCAUUUAAAAACACACAAUUCAAACAUUGUGCCUUAGCGAGAUGAACGUGAUGAGUCGCCCGAGCAUAUUCCUUGCAAGCAGCAAAAGAUUGUAAACUUUUUUCCAAGUAAAGCUUAAAAUACUCUUGAGGCUAUGUUAGCGCGAAUGACUGCAGUCGACGGAUUUACCUUUUCAGCAUUUGUUAAGUCGGCUGUCUUGCGACAAUUGAUGAUUUCAAACGGUUUCCACGUACCUAGAUCGCGGGAGACGAUUCGAAGUAUGGUGCUUAAUUACCGGAAAGGUAUUCAAAAGAACGUUGUGGAAGGAAUUCAAAAAUUUUAUAGAGACGGUGAAAGAUUUAGCUUGGUAUUUGAUGAGUGGACGUCCAUCUCAAAUAAACAUCAUUUAAACAUUAACAUAUUUUCCAAAUCAAAAUUUUAAAACUUGGGUCUAGUUCGUUAUAAAUGUUCAAUGACAGCUGAAGUGUGUGUCGAAAAAUUGCAAGAGCGUUUACUUGAUUUUCAAUUAAAUCUUGACCAAAAUAUUGUAGCUAUAACAACGGAUGGAGCAAGUACGUUGAUUAAAGUCGGAAGGCUUAGAGAACCAUACCAGCAGCUGUGCUUUGCGCACGGUCUCCAACUAGCAAUUAUCGAUGCUCUGUAUAAAAUUGAAUCAAGACCUACAACACUCAACGAAGCUGAUUGCAAUUAUAGUGACGACGAUUUCGAAGAUUUAGACGAAGAUGAUGGUCUUAUUAUUUAUAAUGGUAGUGAGCCAGUUAAAUACACUGAAAAGUUUUAUUUAAAUUUAAUUAUUACAAAAGUUCGUAAAAUUGUGCGUUCAUUUAGAAAAACGUUCCACGAAAAACAACGCGUUGCAGAAAUAUGUUAAAACUGAACAUAACAAAGAGCUGAAGCUUAUUUUAGACUGUAAAACAAGAUGGAGUAGUCUUUUACAAAUGUUGCAGCGUUUUGUUUUACUUGAAACAAGUAUUAGGAAAGCAAGAAUUGAUCUCAAAAUUACUUAUUUACAAAGUUCCGAAAUUAAAAUUAUUAAGGAAGUUGUCAGCAUACUUCAGCCCAUAAAAUGAACUAUUGAAGCUUUAUUCUCGAGAGAGAUGAAUUUACAUAAAUUCGAUGUAGCGUUACACUUAAUGCUAGAAGAAAUAAAACAAAAUAAAUUUUUUUUAAGUAAGGUUUUACUUUCGGAAAUUAUUAAAAGAAUUAAGCAGCGUCGAACGAUUAUGUCAGACGUUUUCUCCUUUUUAACGAAUCCUAUUAACAUAUAUGAGCUGAAGUAUGAUUUUUGUAAAUAGCCGUCUUUGCCUACAAUUAAAAAAGAGCUUAUAACUAUACUUUUAAAAUUACAGCCUGAGCGUAUUUUUGAAGAAGAUUUAAAUGAAUGUACUCAUAGCAUCACUAAUGUAAACGAAAGUUUUAAAGAAAAAUUUCAUAAUUUAUUGAAUCAAUCUACUCAAACUUCCACAAAUCGAAAAAGUUAUAAUUUAUCCGACGUGCUGGUAAAAGAACUUGAAAUAUUUUGUAAUGGAGGAGAUAGAGGUUAUUAUCUUCAAAUGGCUUAUAACUUCCUUUUGACAGUUCAACCGACAAGUGUUGAGUCCGAAAGAUGCUUUUCAUCAGCAGGUUUUGUAUGUAAUAAGUUUAGGUCCAGAUUAGAAGACUCCACCUUGAAUGCUUUGGUGUUCUUGCGUUCUCAUUUUAAAAGCAAUAAUAGUAAUUAAUCUUUUUUAAUAUGACUUUAGUUAUAAGAUUUCUUAUUUUUGAUUGUUUUUUGAUGCCAGUGUUAAAAUUUCCUAUUGGGUCAUUGGUAGAGCUUUCCGGCCGGUAUAUUAAAAAGGCAAACUGUGUUUCCUCUUUCUCCUACGCGUUUCGGCGUACUUCACGCCUUCAUCAGGGAGUCUGAUUUAUUGCAAAAAAACAAAACAUAAUACACACAACAAUUAGACAUAGUUACAUAUGACUGGAAAUUAUACAUACAUAUACAUAUACAUAUCUUUUUUAUCACAAUAGCACUUACAUAUUAAAUUAGUGUAACUAUUUACAUUACAGUAAACGCAAAACAUUUAACUAAACACUUUUCUUUUGUUGACGUCACUGUCUUCGCCCAUCUGAGUUGUUACUUUGUAUUGCCGUCCGGUACGCACAGUUUAUAUUGUCAACGUCCUCUUUAAAGUUCAUCGCGGCCCUUAUCCUCUCCUGUAUUCGCAGACUCUCCAAAGUUAAUCUUGUUUUUUCUCGUCUUUCCACGUCCAAAAUUAUGGUGUUCUCAAAAUCUGCCAUGCGUUCGCUAUUCGUCAAGUGCUGUGCAAGUGCUGUUGUCUUCCUAUUUUUCGCGUCUGCUUGGUGUUCACUAUUUCUGACUCCAAGCGCUCGUUUAGUCGUGCCUAUGUAUACUUUGUUACAUAAUGUGGUCUAUCAAAUCCAAUGCAAAGGUAAAGUCAACGAAAACUGUAACAAAGUAUAUAUAGGCACGACUAUUUAUUGUGUGUAUUAUGUUUUGUUUUUAUGCAAUAAAUUAUACUCCCUGAUGAAGGCGUGAAGUACGCCGAAUCGCGUAGGAGAAAGAGGAAACACAGUUUGACUUUUUAAUAUACCGGCCGGAAAGCUCUACCAAUGACCUAAUUUCUAAUUUUUUUUU
This is a messenger RNA of Rhagoletis zephyria (snowberry fruit fly), 2874 nucleotides long. RefSeq lists its product as uncharacterized. Lineage: Eukaryota; Metazoa; Arthropoda; Insecta; Diptera; Tephritidae. The record is from RefSeq and is a predicted model, not a curated record.